CAAGUGAAGCACAGGAAAGCAUUUACAGAAUGUAUUUUUGCAACAAAUUUAAAAUAACUAAAUAAAAUUAGCAGAAUGAACCAUUGGGAUUAUAUAUCACUCAUCAACAUAAUAACCACACAACAUUAUCCUAUCAAGCCUUGAACAAUUAUAUAACGCACCUCAACGUCGAAGUCCCACCGGUUUAGACUUGGCAAAAAUCCACCCGACCCGUCAACCCGACUUUAACCCAACCCUUAAAAAACGGGUUAGGGUUUACAUAUCUCAACCCGCAACCCGUAGAUAACCUGUAUUAUCAACCUGUACGGGUUACGAGUCGGGUUAGGGUCAACCGGCGGGUUGACGGGUUGACCCGUUUGUUUUAUUUUUUAUUAUUAUUUUUAAAUAUUAUACUUAUCAUCCUUAAUUAAUUUUCCUAUUGAUAACUCCUUCCAUUAAUUCAUACUCCCAAUUUUUAGAGAAAGAAGAAGAAAUUAUGAUAAGUUUGAUCUAAUUACCUAAGCCUUAAAAAUAGAAACUAAGCCCAAAAGAAGUGUAGGCCUAGCAAGGUAAGGCCAGGAAAAUACAGACACAACCCAAAUGAAGACAACGGACUCUGAAAACAAAAAUCUAUUUCCAUCGUCCGCGGUGUUCCUAACUUCCUGCUACCCUACAGCCACCACUUUUCCCUCAGGGUGAUAGUGACACUGAGGAAGAGGAGAGUGAUUAUGAAGAUGAGGUUGAAAAUCAAUUGCUAGCAAGAUGAUGAUUAAUGAAGAAUUGCAUGUAAGUUAGGACCAGCCGACCACAAUGUUGAGCACGCAAGGCUACAAGGUGUCGACAUUCUAAUUGACUGAGAAGCUUUCAGUUCUUGCUGAAAGUAAUGAGAGGGUAGUAGAGGCAAGGAUUGAUGGUGGUGGUGGAUUGAAUCUGCUCAUUAGGCAGAGAGAAAACCAUUAUUAUGCAGAUGGGACAACUACUGGCGAUAGGUGGCAAGACAUGUCUUUCGCUCAGAGGAGGCAAGAUAGUGGCAGGCAUACAGGAUAUGGUGCUGGUGGUGGAAGAACAUUGGCUUUUGGUCAAGCUGCUGGAGGAAGCUAUUGGUCCAAUCAGUUGCGAGGAGCAGGUGGACAUUCUGGGAGAAUUGCUCCAUCAGUUAAAGGUUAGCAGAUGGAUGCUUCAAGCCACAUAGUUAGUCUUUACCGUGGGCCGCGUGCUUAAAUAAUCAUAAUAGCAAAUGAUUGGAGGAGUUGACUAAUUUUUAAGGAAUUUUGGUUUUGUUUCUAAAAUUGUAGUAGAUCAGACCAUAUGUUGUCUUUAAAAUGUUUCUAAUCUAUUUAUUAAUCUCCAGAAUUUUGAAAUGUAGUACCAUCAGUGAUGGAUACUUUGCUACCAUUUCUUUGAACCAUCCUUCUUCAGUACUUUUGUUUGUUCAG
This is a messenger RNA of Rubroshorea leprosula, 1415 nucleotides long. NCBI's taxonomy places the organism in Eukaryota, Viridiplantae, Streptophyta, Magnoliopsida, Malvales, Dipterocarpaceae. The record is from the annotation of a GenBank genome assembly.